Naumovozyma castellii is the source of this 3318-nucleotide messenger RNA. RefSeq names its product Gta1p (gene GTA1). The record is from RefSeq and is a predicted model, not a curated record. The transcript has a single exon. The coding region runs from base 1 to 3318 and encodes 1105 amino acids. Lineage: Eukaryota; Fungi; Ascomycota; Saccharomycetes; Saccharomycetales; Saccharomycetaceae.
AUGCUGAUUUAUAGUCUAUGUUUGGCGAUCGCCAUCAUUUGGCUAUGUAUCCGUUUAUACAAAUUCCUAUCCAUAUCUGUAUUCAAUAUAGUUUCUACUUUGAAUAUUAAAACUCCACCAGCAACUAAGGUUUCCAUUGACAAGAUAUCUAUGAACUCCAUUACCAUUCAUUGGGAAAAUGAACCGUUGACGGAGAAUCCUAAAACAGAUUCUGAAUCUGAUACAGAAACUGAAUCUGAUUCCAUAUCUCAUUUUUUACUAUAUUUGAAUAAUUCUCAAAUUGCUGUCUUUCCCAAUAUCCCAGAUUCUCUAUACACAUGUUGUUCAAUUGCAAAUUUGGAGCCAGAAACUCAAUAUCAAUUAGAUUUCAUUACGAUGAAUAAGAUGGGAUUUGUUAACAAAUUGCCUUCUACAUUUUGUGUUACUAAGAGAGACAAGAAAGUGAAGAAGAAAACAAACAAUAUUAAUGAAACCAUUAUUCCUAGUUCAACUAAUGAACCAUUUGUUACUACCGAAUAUUUUACUAAUCUAAAAGAAUUUAACAAUGAUGUUAUCAAUGAUAAUUCAUCAGCUUCAGACUUUGAAAAACAAAAAAUAUCUCAAAAUGCUGACACUUUCAAGACUAGGAGGUGGAGAAGAAACACUUUGAACUCUUCAAUGGGUCUUACAAAUAAUAAUAAUAAUAAUAAUAUUAAUAAUAUUAAUAAUAUUAAUAAUGCAACAACCACAACAUCUCAACCGCCACAUCCAUUUAAAAUUCCAUCCCAUUCUUCAUCAGUUUCUCUCUCAAGGUUAGGUUCUAUGACAAAUCUAUCAUCCCUGAAUACUCCAUCUGUAACUAACAUAGCUGCUACCCUUCCAACAUAUACUUGUUUAACAACAAUACAAGAUUUAGAGUCAUAUUCCAUUGAUGAUUUAAAGAAAAUUUUAAUAUGUGCACAAGAAGAUUUACACGAAGUUUUAAUUCAACAAUCAUCGUUGCUGCAAGAUUUUAAAGAUUCUAAAUUGGAAUUGGAAUUAGAAUUAGAUAACUUAAAGAUUCAUUGGUCACAUGAAAUCGAUCUUCGAAAAUCUAUCAAAUCAAACAUUAAAUCAUUGGAAAAUUCAAAAGUGCUAUCUGAUUUAAAAUUUGAAAAAUUGACAAAAAAGAUAGCCAAAUUGAACGAGAAAAUAUUGAAGAUGCAAAAAGAUAUGAAUCUGUGGGCCCUUAGUGAACUUAAUGAAUUAAACACUAAUAAUUUGAAAUUGAAGUAUGAGAAAAUUAUCAUGGAUACUAAUGCCAAUAUAAAGUUGUUAGGUGAUCAAAUUUUAAUCCUUCAAAACCAAGUUUCAUCGCAAGAUGAGGAAAACAAAAAGCUUAACAUUUUAAAGAAAGAGUCAAUGGCUAACACAUUACCUGCUAUUAUAAAAACAUCAGGGGCCACUCCUAUAAACACAACACCAGCAGCUUCAACCAUGUCCCCUAACGUCCCCAUUACGGCAUCUGCACCAAUCGAUAAAGGACAAUUAACCUCCCUUUUGAAGAAAAUUACUGAUCAAACAAAUGAAAAGACAGGGCUUUUAAGUAACUACGGGGAAGAACUAGUUUCAAAAUUAAACGAAAACUCUCCAAUAGGUCAUCUAGUUAGGGAGCAAUUACAAAUGGAUCAAGAAUUUGAUUCCAAAUGGAAAUACAAGAGAUCAAGAUUAAUGAAGAGAAUUAAUUAUUUGGAAUCCGUCUUCAAUGAAAUUUCCGUUAAUAAUAGGAAUUUAAGAGCACAGUUGAUGGCUAAACCGUACCAUCCUGUGCAGGAGUCACCAAUAUUACAACAAGGGGAUAUGAAUAUGCCAAUGAAUAUGAAUUCUGAUCAACAAAUUAACUCAAAUGAUAAUUCUCCUGCCAACCAAAAUAUCCAAACCAAUAGCCCAUCAUUAAUGUUACAUAAUCCUUCCACUUACGAUAAUUCCUUUAAGCAACAAGGCAAUUAUUCCUCGAAUUUAAAUGCCACUACAGGCUCAUUAUUAUCAAAUCAAAUAAACAUUGAUUCUUCUAAGCAGCCUUCAUCUAAUGCCGAUAGACUACAGAAUAAUUUUACUCAUGCUGUUCCAACCACAGCAACAGUUACUGCCAAUGCUACAGUUGCCCCAACAUCUGUGGGCACAAAGACCACAUCAGAUUAUAGUCAGUGGGCAAUUUCACAACAUCAACCCUUGUCGCCAGAGCAGCAACAGCAGCAGCAACAAGUACAGGAAAUGGACCAUGGUUUUGAGUAUUAUAAUCCAAGCCACUUGAUCAGUGGGUUACAGGACAUGAUUCAGGACGAAUCUGAAUACCCAGAUACUAUCAGUAACUACUCCAAAGGAUUUACAACUGAUCAAUUGGAUAAUUUUUGGGCUAACCAAAACACAGAACACCCAACUCUUUCAAGACAAAUUCCAUCCCAAUCUCAAUUUCAUAAUCCACUUCAAUCAAAUUAUAUGAACUCUAUAACAUCACCAUCGAGUGCUUCUUAUCAUAACAAUGAACUAAUGACCUCACCAUUAUCUCCACAACAAAAUAAUAAUACGACCAUGACGUCGUCUCAAAGUUUGCUAGCUGGUGCCCUAAGCGAAUCCAUGCAAAAACUCAAUACUAAUAAUGAUAUGUUAAGACAUUCAAAUUCUUUCUAUAAUGAAAGCAAUCUAAAUCCCCAUAAUAAAAGUGUCGCACCAGUGGACAAUACAAUCAAUUCAAUUUUAUCAGGAACAGAUGAUAUGGUUAUGGUGCCUUUCCCAAAUGCCAUAUCUCCUCAAAGUUCUAAUAUCAAAUCUCCCAACCUGAACAACCAUAUACUUUCAAACGGGUUGUCUAGUGAUAACACCAAUAUUAAUACUCCGCCACAAUCCCAUGAUGGGAUAUUCCACUCCCCUUCAUUCAAUUUUAUGUGGCAUUCAUCGCCUCCUGCAACUAACAGUACGUCAACGUCAACUUCAAGAGAUGUACCACACUCUGAUGUACAUUCUAAUUCAAACUCUGCUUCCACAGUUGGACCAAAUUCUACAACAACCAAUUCCCACCGUAGAAAUCAGAGUAAUACCAGCAAUACAAGUUGGGGUACUAAAUUUGGUUUGAAACAUCUAUCAACGCAUUCAUCGAAUUCCAAUGCAACUGCAGGUGUUACAUCAGCGGAAACUUCAACUUCGACUUCAGAGAAGCCAACGGAGGGAGGAGGAGAAGAUACCAAGAAUACGAAUAAUAGCAGCAAGAGCAGUACAAGAAAGAUGUCAAGAUUAUUAUCCAGAUCCAAAAUGAAUAACUUGUUCAAGUUGCCUAGUCAGCAUGAUUCUCAGUCGCAAUGA